Cucurbita maxima (winter squash) is the source of this 445-nucleotide messenger RNA. RefSeq names its product immediate early response 3-interacting protein 1-like. The transcript has a single exon. Bases 82 to 315 code for a protein of 77 amino acids. NCBI's taxonomy places the organism in Eukaryota, Viridiplantae, Streptophyta, Magnoliopsida, Cucurbitales, Cucurbitaceae. The record is from RefSeq and is a predicted model, not a curated record. Gene Ontology annotation, biological process: endoplasmic reticulum to Golgi vesicle-mediated transport. Gene Ontology annotation, cellular component: COPII-coated ER to Golgi transport vesicle; endoplasmic reticulum membrane; Golgi membrane.
GUAAUAACGUCAUCAGUACAAAGGAGUCCCUAGAUUCAAAACCCUCUGAAGUGUGUUUCCAGUAAGUUAGAGCUCAGGAAAAUGGGUCUGUGGACGCUACUAGAGGGUUGUCUGCUUCUUGCCAACGCGCUAGCAAUUCUAAAUGAAGAUCGUUUUCUUGCUCGUCGAGGAUUGAGCUUCUCUGAAUUCUCAGGAGGCAGAACAAAAUCAUUGAAGGGACAGCUUAUUGGCCUUGUCUACGCAACACAAUAUUUAAGAGUUCCUCUCAUAAUGCUCAAUGCACUGUGUAUCUUUGUAAAGUUGGUAUCUGGAUGAUGAGAUGCCAACUUCAACUCUGUGAAAGCUUACAUCUAUCAUAUUAUUCUUGAUUUCUCUGUUGUAAUGUAACAUUGGGCUGCUUUAACUUCUGAAUUUGUUGCAACGUAUGUUGCACCAUUAGCGAACA